AUGCGUCCUGCCCAGUCCUUGGUGCAACUGGCUCUGUGCCUUUCUGCCUGUGGCUCUGUUGCUUCAGCAUCAGAAUGGCCGCGAUGGCUACCCGAGCGGGAUGCUCUGAUUGUACGAGCUGAUGGCACCACUGAUGCUGCCCAAGCUUCCGCCACAGAGAAGGCAGCCUCCCAAACAACCCCGGCAGAUGCGCCGGCCUCUACGACGGGCCCUGGCAGUUCCCAACCCGCCGACAAAACAACUGGCGACUCGAAUACCGUAAAGGCGACACCGACCGGAAAGCUUGGCACCAUUGCCAAUGGAGCCAAGAAGGGAAACUCGACUCGCACCCAGUUUCCCCCGGAUGCCCCGCCAGCCGGCAUCAGCAUACAGACACCCAAUACUAAUCUGCAGCCUAGUGGGCUGUACAAGAUUAGCGACUACAUAACCUGGUCCUGGAACUACACCUCGCUCCUGGCGACCCCAUCUGCCAUCGAUAUCAUUGUCAGCUGCUCCGCGGCAAGCGAGACUUGGACCCUGACCAGCAACAUGUCCUUUGAAACCGCCGUCUACUACGUGUGGGACUCCAAGAACCAAGCCAACGAUGUCCAGAAACCUCUGGGUGUUCAGCAGUACACCCUGAUCGUCAAGGAUUCCGACGCUAGCAUCACCGAGCUCCCCGCAGCAGGCAGUCUCGGUGCCAAUGCCCAGUAUUCCUUCGGCAUGUACACUGGCCAGCCGUACACGCCCUAUGCCGACUGGAGCUGCUCGGGAAUGUGCAGCGCCGCCUUGUCGGCUUCUGACCGUCAAGCCAUCGGUCUUGCUAUUCUCACGAGCGUGCUGACGUUCCUGAGUUUUACCUGGUUUGUUGCAGGCUUGGGAUUACAUUGA
Molecule: messenger RNA, 870 nt
Organism: Metarhizium album ARSEF 1941
Lineage: Eukaryota; Fungi; Ascomycota; Sordariomycetes; Hypocreales; Clavicipitaceae
Exons: 2
Coding region: 1-870 (289 amino acids)
Source: RefSeq, a predicted model, not a curated record